AUGGACGCGCCCCGCGGCGGCGGCGGCCACAUGCGGCGGCCGGGGCCCUCCGGCGCGGCGGCGGACCAGCGCCGCGCGGCCGCGGCGCAGGCGAUGGCGCGCAUGGAGGAGAUGAUGCUCGCGCACGCAGGCGCCGCCGGCGAGUUCAGUAUCAUCCUCGACGCCCCUCUGCCUUCGCUCCAGCAGUACCGCCGCAACCCCGCGCCGCCGUCGGGCGCCACGUCGGCAUCCUCCUCCACCAACUCCUCCCCGUUCCGACGCGGCGCGCAGGGCGGCGGCGGAGGACGGGACGAGGGAGUCCCCGCGCGCUUGCGCCGCGACGGGAGCGGGAGCGGGCACGACGCUCUUGACGACACGGACACCGCCGCGGCGCGCACCUCUCGCCGCGGCGCGGUCGAUGGAACGGGCGCGGGCGCGGCACGGCCGCGAGCGGGUGGCGCGCGCCGCGAGCGCGAGCAGGAGGAGACGGUAGAGGCGCCGGUGCGGCUGACGGACCCGCGGAGCGUACGGAGGCCGGUCUCCCGCGGCGCGACGCCUCCACCGAGGUCCACCGAGGUGAGACGCGUGGCGGCUCAGGAGGAGGAACAGCGUGCCGUGCGCCGCGAGCGCGAGCAGGAGGAGACGAUAGAGGCGCCGGUGCGGCUGACGGACCCGCGGGUCGUUCGGAGGCCGGUCUCCCGCGGCGCAACGCCUCCACCGAGGUCACGCGUGGCGGUUCAGGAGGAGGAAGAGGAGACGCCGCUUCAGCUGCUGGCACGCGGCGGGCGGAGCUCAAGCGCGACGAGGUCUGUAGAAGCGCCGCAACCGACGGUAGCGCCGCAAGCGUCAGAGACCGUGGCUGCUGCCAGCCUGCCUGCCACAAGGCCCUCUAGUCGGCGGUCGAGGCGGGACGUCGGCGUGAAGCAAGUUGUGUCUGAGGUAGCGUCGAGCGUGGACUCUGACGUGGAGAGCGUCGGGCGGUGGAGCAGCCGAGGGAGUGAGGACGGUGGGGAUGAGGCAGUGUCGUUGCCCAAGCCUUUGGCGGCCGUCGUCGCCAGGGACCGGAGCAGGAGCAAUUCGCCCGCGAUAAGUCGGAAUGGUGUGGACUCAGCUGCAGCAAAUCGUGCACCAUCAACAGGAAGGUCAACCUUUGCACCUCCAGUUGGCGUUAGUGUGAGGCCUCUACAAGCUGUGGAAAUUCCCAAUGGGACACCUAAGGAUAGAAGGGCUGUUUAUCCAGAUCCCACUUUUGCCCAGUCCGCACGGUCACGGGACUCACAUGACAGUUCAACACUAACAGAAGAGCUUGAAAUGCUAAAAGAUGAGAACGUAAAUCUUCUGGAGAAGCUUGGGCUAGCAGAAGAGAAACUUAGACAAUCUGAAGCCCGGACAACGGAGCUUGAGAAACAGGUUGCUAAUCUCGGUGAUGGGUUAUAUGGAAGUAAAACUUAUGAAAAGCAAGAGAUAAGAAAAGCUCUUAUAUCCAAGAAUGGUAAAAGUGAGGAACUCACCACUCUUCAACAACAGCUACAGUCUGCAAGAGAAGAAGCAUCUGCUGCUGUGAAGAAACUCAAAGAAGCUGAAUCCGAAACACAAGAGUUACGUACAAUGACACGCAGGAUGAUCUUAAGCAAAGAAGAAAUGGAAGAGGUUGUCAUGAAGAGGUGUUGGUUAGCCCGUUAUUGGGGCUUGGCUGUCCAAUAUGGCAUUUAUCCAGAUAUCUCAAUGUCAAAACAUGAAUACUGGUCUUCACUUGCACCUCUUCCGUUUGAGUAUGUAACAUCGGCUGGACAGAGAGCUAAGAAUGGAUCUGAAACAGAAAGUAAUGGUUUGGAAGACGUAGACAAGCUUGUUCAUGAUUUGACUGUUACAGCAGGGGAAGGCAACGUAGAAACCAUGCUUGCUGUUGAUAAAGGACUUCAAGAACUAGCUUUCCUGAAGGUUGAGGAUGCGGUACUUUUUGCCCUUGCCCAACACCAUCGUUCAAAUGUUGCUGGAGCAGCUGAUCCAGAUAUUAAAUCAUCUGGGGAUGAAAAAUUCACUGAAGCAUUUGACCUAAGCAAGGAGGAGGAAGAAGAUGUACUGUUCAAGCAGGCUUGGCUCAUCUACUUCUGGAGGAGGGCUAAAACCCACAACGUGGAAGAGGAUAUUGCUGAGGAGCGAUUGCAGAUGUGGAUCGAUCGACACGGCCAGCAACCAACGUCACAUGACGCUGUGGAUGUUGAGCAAGGCAUCCACGAGCUGAGGAAGCUGGGCAUCGAGCAGCUCCUCUGGGAGCUCUCCCGCCAUGAGGCGAACCUCGCGAAAGAUGAACCGUCGGAUGUCGAGGACCUGACCUAA
Miscanthus lutarioriparius is the source of this 2319-nucleotide messenger RNA. The record is from the annotation of a GenBank genome assembly. Lineage: Eukaryota; Viridiplantae; Streptophyta; Magnoliopsida; Poales; Poaceae.